AUGAGUGUGAUAAUUCGCCUGCAGAAUUUGCCGUGGUCAGCGAACGCUUUGGACAUUCGAGGCUUUUUCCGUGGUCUGUCGAUCCUCGAUGGCGGUGUUAACAUCGUUGGUGGUGAAAUGGGGGAUGCUUUCAUAGCCUUCAGCUCGGAUGAGGACGCGCGCCAGGCGAUGAUGAUGGAUGGGGGAAAGAUUAAGGAGGUGGGCGUGCGUCUUUCCCUAUCAUCGCGUACAGAAAUGCAGAAGGUGAUUGAAGUUGCACGCCAAUCAACUGCCGCUUUCGCUCCAAUUGCCGCUGCUCCGGCGCCUGCUCCAAUUGUGCCGGCAGCGGCGCCUCAAGUGGCGCCGCCGGUGGUGGAAACGCCGGCGAUUGUGAGCGGAGCGUCUCUGGCGUCGCCGCUGUCGAAUCUGUUGACACAGCAAAUGCUGCAGCAGAUGGCGAAGCAACAGGCGCAAUUGGCGGCCGGGAAGACGCUUCUGGUGGGAGAGAUUGCGCAGCAACUGAGUCCGAUGCUGCAACAGCAGCAGCAGCAACAGCAACACUUUCCAAUGAUGCAGAAUCAGCUGCAUAAAGAUCCGCGGCGAUCAAUGGAAAUGGCGGAGAUGGGAAAUAAAGACAUACACAGGCGAUCUCUUGAGUCUGUGACGUCCAGUGAUCGCGUGGAGGGCCAGGAGAGGGAGAAGGAGAGAGAUCGUCGUGGGAGGGAUCGCCGAUCGCGAUCUCGUGAGCGGAGGCGAUCGCGAUCGAGGGAGAGGAGCAGCAGGAGGAGAAAGGAGAGAAGUCGUUCGCGCGAAAGACGCGGUGAUCGGCGACGGCGCAGGACGAAUUCGCGGGAGGAUCAUGAGAGGUCGAGCAAGGAGCGCGACAGAAGGGAUCGCCACAGGGAUGACGCGAAGCCUGGUGGGGCUGUCUUCACGGCGGCACCGCAAAUCUGGGAUAUUCCACCCAAUAUCCCCAAUGCGUCACAGACAAUGAUCAGUCCUUCGGUGGUGCCGGAGGUGAAGGUCAACCAGAAGAGAUCACUGAGUCCUGAAGAGAGGGCGAAUUUGAUGAAACUGAACGACAAGAGGGACUCAAGUGCCUUUCAGGGCAAUUCGUGGAAGGGUAGGAAUUCCGGUGGCGACAAAGAAGGCGGUCGAUGCGUGAAGAUUUAUGGAAUGGAUCCAAUUACGGGCUAUGGAGAGAUCAGGCGAUUCUUCUACGGGCUGUCAAUCAACACAGAUGGCAUAAAGAUGAUCAAUGACAGGCAUGGGAAGCGCGUCGGCAUGGCGUAUAUUGAAUUUAUGCGAUCGGAGACACGCAGUGUGGCACUGGCGCGCAAUGGGAUGAUGCUGAAGGAUCGCAAGGUGCGCAUUAGUGAGAUAACGCAAGAGGAGUUUGAUAAGGAGGUGGACUCUUUCAGGCCCACCUUCAGCAGAAAUUCGCACGCGGACAGAGUGUUCCAGGAGUUGGAUGAGAUGCAGAAUGACAGCAAUAAGGCGACACGAUGUCUCAGAGUGUCCAAUUUGCCGUCACAUGCAACGCAGCAGGAUGUCAUUAAGAUGUACUCUAACUUUUCGCUGGAUGAAAUUGUGAUGCUGCAGGAGAGUCCCAGGAUUUACACGGCCUACGUGAGAUUCUUCCGCAUGGACGACACACGGUUGGCCUACAAUUUACCCGCGGGACACUUUCACUUCCGCAAUCUGGAGAUUAGUCUGUGCGAUGAGGACAAAUUCCACAGGAUCUUGAUGAAACAUGGUGUUGGGCAGAAUUCAGUGGACGACGAGAGGAGUCAAGAGUCGGUGGAUGAUGUGAAUCUCAAUGAUUCGCGGGAGAGUGAUGCGCUGUAUGUGGUUGAGGAUGAGAGGAGCAAUGAGGUGUACGAAGUGCAGGACGACGAAGCGUUGUGUGAGAAUGACGUGUCGAUGGACAUUGUGUCGCAGGAUAGCAAUGAGGAGUGCUCAAGUGCAUUCAGGCGGCAGGAAGAUCCUCGUCUCCUGAGAACGUCGGACAAUAUUCAGUCGACAUUCUUCAACCAAAGCUCUCUCGAUCCGCGUCUCAAUCGAUCGUCGGCAGCGUCUGAGAGUCGCGACCCGCGCUUGAGCAUGUCGAAGAAGCGUAGCGAUUGCGUGGUGAUGUCAAAUCUGGAACCAAAGAUCACUGAUCGCGAUGUUGUGGAUUUCUUCUCGGACAUUGGGCUCAUUCCGCUGCGAGUGCACAUUUUGCUGAACACCAUGGGAAGUCCGUCCGGGGAUUGCUUCGUGGAGUUCUCCAGCACAGACGAUGCCGACAAGGCGCUGACGAAGAACAAGCAGCACUUGGGGAACAAUGAGAUGACGGUGGAGUUGAUUGCGCGCGAUAAAGUGGAUGAGAUUCUCAAUUCCUUCGACGAGUCGUCGCCGCCAUUCGAGGCGGAGUUGGCGGACGAGAUGCCGCCGCAGAUGUUCCCGAUGCGCGGCGCCUUUGGCAUGCAGCCGCCGAUGAUGCGAAUGCGAGGACCUUUUCCGCCUCGCAUGCCAAUGGGUCCGAAUGGUGGGCCCCCCUUGGGACCUUUCGCGCGGCCGCCGUUCGGCAUGCGGAUGAAUGGCAACGGCGGCGGACCGGCGAUGAUGGGCAUGAUUGUGCCGCGCAGCGUCGUGAACAUCGAGAACUUGCCGUAUCGCGCCAAGUGCGAUGACAUCCUGGAGUUCUUUGGGGACUUUGAGCUGACGCCAGCGGACAUCAUCAGGCGGUUCAACGACAAGGGCCAGCCGACGGGCGAUGCCAGGGUGAGAUUCAGGACGCCUGGCGAGGCCAUGAGGGCGGUGGAUACGCGGAAUCAGAAGAGAAUCAUGGGACGGCCGGUGUAUCUGAAAGUGCUGGACAAUUGA
Phlebotomus argentipes is the source of this 2847-nucleotide messenger RNA. RefSeq lists its product as uncharacterized. Gene Ontology annotation, biological process: regulation of RNA splicing. The transcript is spliced from 2 exons. Bases 1 to 2847 code for a protein of 948 amino acids. Gene Ontology annotation, molecular function: RNA binding. NCBI's taxonomy places the organism in Eukaryota, Metazoa, Arthropoda, Insecta, Diptera, Psychodidae. Gene Ontology annotation, cellular component: nucleoplasm; ribonucleoprotein complex. The record is from RefSeq and is a predicted model, not a curated record.